GAGCAGCAAGCCACAUUCCUCAAUACGCGCAUACCUCCUAGUUAAUUUCAAACAGCUCAUCAAUAUGUAAGAGCUGAAAUAACCUCAAUGCAAGCAAGCACAUGCAUCUUACUAGGUAAACCAUCUGCAAGUAAAGCAUUAUACAAUGUACUAGUUCAUCAUGGAAGUUCUAGAAAACAACAGGGGAGGGAUAAAAAUCAGCUUUGAAGGACACAAAUUAGAUGGCAGUGCGAGAGACAACGAUCCGAAGCAUGCAGUGGGGCAAUAACAACGAAUGGCCCCCCUCAAUAUGGGGGAGUUAUGGCGGCGACGCCCCAUAACCACGAACCUGAUCAGGAUAGAACAAGGGUCAUAGCAGCGCGGGCAGGCCUAAAGAGAACCGCGAGGGAUGUCAACAGUGGCCCGACAACCGAAACAGUUGCUAACGCCCUCAUGGUAGCGCACCCGGAGAUUCGAGGGCAGUUGGGACAGCUGUCAGCCCUUAGGAGGGACGUCCAAAGACAGAGACGAGCUGCAUACCCGGCAGAACCCGAAUCAAAAGAAACCUUGGAGAUUCCUGACGAAUGGACACUGACCGGUGACGUAGAAGGACAGCGUUUUCUCCUCUACGAUUCCGGGCCGGGGCAAGACAGGCUGAUAUUGUUUGCCACUGAUUCCCAACUACGACGUCUCGCCGUUGCUAGCACGUGGUACAUGGAUGGCACCUUUUCCAGAGCACCCGCUAUUUUCACACAGGUAUACUGCAUCAGAGCAGAAGUUGACGAAGGCGCAGUAUCUUGUGUUUAUGCACUGAUGUCAGGAAAGACUCGGGCUCUUUAUAUCAGGCUCUUCAAUGCUCUGAUGGAAGCCCUCAUUGAUAGAGGGCAUGAUGCACACGCACCUAGGACAAUCGUGACCGAUUUUGAAGAGGCCGCUAGGAGUGCGGUCCAGUUUUGUUUGGGAAAUGCAGUUCAGCUACACGGAUGUUUUUUCCAUCUCACCCAACGAACUUGGAAGAGGGUAGCUGACAAUGGCCUCAGAGGGUUAUAUUUGCAAGAUGAGGGAGUCCGCACCUACCUUGGGAUGAUGGACGGUUUGGCCUUCCUACCUCCUCAAGACGUGGUGAGAGGAAUGGAAUUCCUAAGGCGCAUCAUGCCCACCCCUGCCCUUCAGCCUGUGGUAGAUUACUUCGACAGGACAUAUGUCACCGGGACGUUAAGAGCGGACGGACACUUAACACCGCCACGAUUCCCCCCCCCCCCCAAGACUGGAACGUCCACCAAAUCACUAUCCAUGAUGGGGAUAGGACUAACAAUGUGUGCGAAGGGUGGAACAAUGCCUUCCGUAAUCUCAUCGGGCGUGUUCAUCCUCCCUUUUGGUCCUUCCUCUCGGCCCUGCGAAAGGAUUGGGCAUUGACAGAUACUCAACUACAACAAUCUGCGCUGGGAAUUCCAGUAAAAAGAAGGAAGAGGAGAAGCUAUGUGGCACACCAGCACAGGCUGAAGGUUCUGUGCCAGCGAUACGAUGCGGAUGGAGAUAUGGAAGUGUUCCUUAGAGCUAUUGGGCCAUCCAUUAGGAUAAAUAAAGCUUGGCAUCAUGAUGGGCAGGCACCAUAGUUUGUACCCAACCAAUGAAUGUGACCUGCAAAAAAAAAUCGCUCUUCAUCUAUACUGGAAUUUCUUGUGGAUGAAAGUGGAGUAUAUGGUCAUGUUACUUUUCUGUUGUUGUUGUUGUUGUUUUGAUAUGCUCUGAUGUGGCUCCAGAGCUACUUGAUUUCAAAAUUAAUGCUUAUUUUGCAUCGUAAACAUCCAGGUUGUUCAUAAUUUGGUAGUAAACAGUGGGGGAAGAGCUCGGUAAACAAGGAUUCUGAUGUUGAGUUUACAUCCCGUGUAUGUCCACUGGAUAUUUCUACUCUGAACAUUCCUAUACUCUCUUUGGAUUAAUUUUGUAAGAGAAUAUAUGAUAUAUUGUUUGCCGAAGUGUGCCGGAUAUUAUUUAAGUUUUCUUAAGGUGCCUGAAAAUGUCUGUUCUGGAGAUGCCGUUCAGUAAUGUUCUCCGGCUUACCAGUUGUUUAAUACCUCCAUAAUAUAUAGCCAUUUGCAAUAUCAGUAUAAUUGUACUUAGUAGUGUGGAGCUGUAUAAUCCCUUGAUGUAGGUAUGUUAUACGCCAAGAAUAUGAAGAGUUUUCUUGCAAAAGGACCUAAAUCCACUUUAGCUAUUUGGGAGUAAAUCGAGGUUUUUAUUUUAGACAUUUUCUUUGUUCUUUCACCAUAAGUUUUUCUUAUAUCUUGAAGAGUUACCAUAAGAUGUAAUCAUAUGACAGUUUGAAUAAUCUUGCGGUUAUUCCCCCCCCCCCCCAAAAAGAAGAUUAUUUAAAGGGAAAACAAAUUAUAACCCUUUCAAAAUGCAAUCAUUUUCUUCCUCAGGAAUGUUAUGAAACACCAUACUUGUGAGGUCUUCAUGUAAAUCAGAUCAUUAUCUAGAAGGUCAAGAGAAAGAAAUUGUAGACAUAUCUCAGAACAUUAAAGCAAUGUACAUAUUCCCUCCGAGAGGAUAUAUUACUUGAAUGAUGAUUCACAGCAUGAUAGUCAUAGCCAGGAAGCUGGAAAUAUGUGGGUAAUAAUCAAGAAAACAAAUUACCCAAAACAUGUUUUCAUUUGUUUUUCUCAUCCACCCCGUUUAACGGUGCCUAUUAAAUUUAAAAGCUUAUUUUGCAAUCUUUCUAUUUUAGAGCAGUUCGACGAAUGUACGUUUCCUGUUUGAGCUGUAAUUUGUUAGAUUGUUAUUAAGGAUAUUUACCAUCCAACAAUUGAUAUGUAGGAUUGUUUUUAUGUUAUAAUGCUGCCUGUUGCAUACCAUUUGAGAGUGUUUUGGCAAUUGUUCGGUUAACAGGAGUAAGAGAAAUGUUUCUUAUCCUUUUUGAACAUAUUUGCAAUAUCAGCAUAGAUUCUUUGAUAUGUUAAUUGUAUUAAUUGUAUGGUGCUCAAUCCUCUUGUUUUCGAGUUUGGUUUUUAAAAGAUUCUUUGAUCAAUAUCUCGGAUGUCUGUUCUUUUUGCGUGUUGCCUAGUUUUGGAGACAAUUCGGAAUGACGCAUAAAUAGGCCUACUUUGUACUUGCAUAAUAAUGCAUAUCCAAAAAAAAACUGGUUAAAAACAACCUUAAGUUUUGGGAAAAGGAUUUUUUUGUGUGUUUUCGCAUUUUCCCCCCUUCUGAGUUAGGAAGAAUGUCAUAACUUUUUUUAAAGGUUCCCUGAAAGGGGGUUGCUCGUCAAAGGCCUUUAUCAUGUAUAUUUAGUAAUGUCAAGAAAUGGCUGGAUUCGGGCUGAACAUUCAUGCCAGAACAAAUUGAGUUUGGUCCCUUGUAGUACUACUCGUUUAUGCAUGCAGCGCAAGCGCCUGAGGCGGACUUUCGUGUGCAAAAUUAUCGAUUCGAUAAUCCCUAAAUAUUGUUUAUGUACACCUAAUCUACUUUCAUAAUGCUUUGAAACGGUUUAUUUCGAAAUGUAAUUGGAUGACCAGAACUCCAAUAAAAAAUUGAUUGGAAUUGAGAUAAGAAGAAGAUAAACCGAGUAGAAAAUGAUGUGACGGUCAUGAAAAUUAGGCCUAUACAGUUUGUAGAAGAAUUAGGUUGAAACAAUAUGAAGAUAAUUUUGAAAAAAGUUCUUUCAGGAAAUGAUAGUAACUUAUGAUAUAACAUAUCUGCAUCAUGAAAUUGUUUGGUUGAAUAUGUGAUGUAAGUUUUUGUAAUUAUUAUUUGAAACGAUAAGAAUAAAGAAAAUGAAUAACACUGUUA
Molecule: messenger RNA, 3771 nt
Organism: Strongylocentrotus purpuratus (purple sea urchin)
Lineage: Eukaryota; Metazoa; Echinodermata; Echinoidea; Camarodonta; Strongylocentrotidae
Exons: 5
Coding region: 301-1395 (364 amino acids)
Source: RefSeq, a predicted model, not a curated record